AUGUUGACACGGAGGAUAUCGCCGCUGUAUCUCAUAUUGGGGCUCUUGAUCGUCAUAGUCGUGAUAUUCAAUGUCACGAUACUAUCUUCUUCGAAUGAUUCGUCAAACCCGCACCAAAAUACGUACUCCAAGUCGUCUGGAGCGACUUACUAUACCGGCGGCAAGUCUUCGAUGAAGGCCCAUAUCGAUAAGGUCGACAGCGAGGAGUACUUGGCGGCGAUAUUGAAGGAGCUCGAAGAGACGAAAAAGGAGGAAAUCUUGCAAGACUACAAGCUCCAAGUGACCAAGAAGGAGAAACCUCUUAUUAUACAGGGGUUGAAGACGGAGAUGAGAAUGAAGUAUCUCAACGACAUCAAGCAGGCGUUGAAGGAUGAAAUCAGGGAGGAGAGCACCGCCGAGUUUUACAAACAAAAUGCCCUUUCCUACGAACUUUUCCAGAGUUUGGUUAACCAAUACACCCAGCGCCAUGAAAUCGAGGUUCGGCCAGCGGCAUUCCUCAAUGUCUUGAAAGACCAACUCAAGACAUUCCCACCAACUUUCCAGCAGGACGUCAAUAAGGCAAUCUCAGCCUAUUUCGAUCGCAAGAAAUAUUUCCGCUAUUUACUAAAAGACAUUCUCUUGGACAAUAAACCUGCAUGCGAACCAUUUACCGCUGAGGAAAAAGGAUCCCGCUUGAACCCAACUUACCAAUGGGACGCGCGAGUCAUUUCGGAAAAAUACUUGCGUGAAUCAAACUUGAAAAUGGGAACCGAUAAAUUUGUUUGCUUGCAAACGGCGCAUGAUAAAGUGGUCAACUUACUCAAGACGUUGGGAACCCCGCCCACGCAGUUUAUUGACGGACAUGGUAUUGUCAUCAAUGGUGGAGGCGGAAUGAUUGUUAAUGCACUUAUUGCAAUCACCAAUUUGAGAGAUCGAGGCUCGACUCUACCAGUCGAGCUCAUAUUGGAUACACCUGCCGAGUACGAUAAGCAAAUCUGCGACGAGCUUCUCCCCAAAAGAUUGAAUGGCAGAUGCAUUGUUGUGUCUGAUGCAAUCGGCAAGGAUAUCUUUGACAUGAUUGAUGAAAAAUUCUCGAGAAAGAUCCUAGGCUUGUUGGUGUCCUCGUUUGACCACACCAUUGCCAUCGAUGCAGAUAAUUUCCCCAUUGCAGAUGUCGAUAACUUGUUAUACACCGAACCCUACAUCUCCACAAAGAUGGUUCUUUGGCCUGACUUGUGGGUCAAGUUAACAAGUCCCCUUUUCUAUAGAAUUGCCAGGUUGGAAAAGGGCGAAGUCACUGGUAGAUUUGGAAUCGGUAACGAUGUGAAAUUUGCCGAUUACCUAAAAGGUGACCCAUUUACCGAAGUCCAUUUUCACGACUUUGAAGGCUUACCUUCACCAAUUUCAGUUGAAACUGGGCAAAUGGUAUUUUCCAAAAGAGAGCACAUGCGCUCCUUGCUCCUUGCACUUUACUACAACAUCAACUCGAAAGCAUGGUACGAAGACCUCAUUUAUCAAGGCGCAUACGGUGAAGGCGAUAGAGAAACCAUUGUACCUGCACUUCACGUGAUGAAUGAACGGUACCACUUGAUGAAUCAGAAAAUCCACCGUUUGGGCUACAUUGCAGAAAAUGGCAAAGACACCGAUACAACUCUUGGCCAGACCGAUCCUAGAGAUAACCCGCAGUUUUACUCUGACUGGAAGACUUUUCUUCGAUCAAAAGAACUCGAUACGAGAUUGAACCCAUUCCAAUCGGGAGAAUACACUACCCGUUUAAUGGAACAGUUUAUGACCUACAAACAGAAACUUCUCGAGGACAAAAAGAUUGAAGAUGAAGAGACAGCGCACAGGUUGAUCGAAUACAAGCUUCCCAACAUUUUAUUCCUCCAUUGCAAUCACCCCAAGAUUGACCCCAUUAAAAACUCGGCUGAGGGCGAAUUUGGAACUUAUUCUAGAAGAAACAUGGGCUCGGUUGCCAAAGUCAAACCUAUCCUCAAAAAGGAUUGGGAACUAAGAUUCCAUUCAGUAGCGAAAUGGGUCGUUUGUGAAGCAAUAACGAGUCCCGACUAUUGGGCCAAUGUCGCAAAAGUUGACCAAAAGACAGUCUGCUACAAAAUCAGCAAGUACAUUAAGUUUCUUCAAUUGGACACAUUUGGUCCCGACGCCGAGUUUAAAGGGUUGAAAACAGACUUGCCCCUCGGUGGCGGUGAAGCUGCUCAAGUUGCUCAAGUUGAAAAUAUCAAAGCAGCACAAGAACAAGAGGCCAAGCAGGAUGGUGUAGCUGAAAAAGUGGGCGAUGGUAAAGUUGCUGUUGGUGCUGGUGCUGGUGCUGGUGCUGGUGCUGGUGCUGCCGAACCUCAACAACAAGCACCAGCAGCCGAUGCGGCUAAAGCUGCAAAAGCUGCCGAUGACACUUCGGAGAAGAUGGCCCAGGAUCAAAUCGAUGCUAUAGCAAAGCAGCAGGAAGCAGAACUAGCCGCAGCUGAGGCUGUACAAAAACAACAACCAGACGCUGAAAUAGGCGCAGGAAAAGGAGCACUAGCAGGAGGAGGAGCAGGAGGAGAUGGAAAGGACAUUAUGGGCGCGGUUGCCAAACCGGAAGCGGUCGAAGCCGCCAAAGCAGCAGUAAACAAUAUACCCUAG
Molecule: messenger RNA, 2622 nt
Organism: Lodderomyces beijingensis
Lineage: Eukaryota; Fungi; Ascomycota; Pichiomycetes; Serinales; Debaryomycetaceae
Source: the annotation of a GenBank genome assembly